Rangifer tarandus platyrhynchus (Svalbard reindeer) is the source of this 504-nucleotide messenger RNA. The record is from the annotation of a GenBank genome assembly. Lineage: Eukaryota; Metazoa; Chordata; Mammalia; Artiodactyla; Cervidae.
AUGGAUUUCAAGUCCCACUUUCCCCUCCCAGGCAGCUCUGCACAGGAAUACCUGCACCACCAUAUUCAGCAGCUGAGUCUGGGCCGUGGCGGCUCCAAGAGGAUGCUUGAGGGCCUGAAAGUGAACAAGAUGGACGGGUCCACCAAAGAGGAAGAGGAAGAGGAGGAUCGUGCCUUCACCAACAUUUCUCUUGCAGAUGACACAGACCACUCAUCAAGAAUUUUGUAUCCAAGGCACAGAAGUUUGUUACCGAAGAUGAUGAAUGCUGACAUGGAUGCAGUUGAUGCUGAAAAUCAGGUGGAACUGGAGGAAAAAACACGACUUAUUAAUCAAGUGUUGGAACUCCAACACACGCUUGAAGAUCUGUCUGCAAGAGUAGAUGCAGUUAAGGAAGAAAAUCUGAAGCUAAAAUCAGAAAACCAAGUUCUCGGACAAUAUAUAGAAAAUCUCAUGUCAGCUUCUAGUGUUUUUCAAACAACUGACACAAAAAGCAAAAGAAAAUAA